This is a messenger RNA of Macroventuria anomochaeta, 366 nucleotides long. RefSeq lists its product as uncharacterized. The annotation marks the transcript as partial. The record is from RefSeq and is a predicted model, not a curated record. NCBI's taxonomy places the organism in Eukaryota, Fungi, Ascomycota, Dothideomycetes, Pleosporales, Didymellaceae. The transcript has a single exon.
CAUAAGCACCAGCAGCUUGAUUUGAGUAGAAAUCAGAUACGAGUUCUUCUACUGCUUCAAGGACAUGCGCCCCUUACGAUCAACUGUAUCGUCACUACAUUUGAUGUAGCAAACACACCCCCGUACAUCACGGUGUCAUAUGCCCGGGGUGAGGCGCAUCUAUUGGAAACAAUACAAGUAAAUUACGGCUACUAUAGUAUACGACGCAACCUCUUCGACUUCUUGUCUGCUUUCCAGGAAAAUACAGCGAAUCACAUGUAUCUCUGGAUUGACCAGAUCUGCAUUGACCAGAAGAACAUCGAGGAGCGGAACCACCAAGUGCAACAGAUGCAGCAUAUUUACAAAAGUUGCAAGUUUGUGAUAUCU